AUGCUUGAAAACAGAGAGAGUAAGCAGCCAGCCAUGAAUGCCUUCCAGGAAAAUGAGUCCAAGGUAACUGUUUUUUUACCUGUCUCCACUGAAGAGGUACCACUUCCACCCUCCAGCUUUCCAAAGAAGCCAUCUCUGAAAAUCUGUGGCUCGACCUAUCCACUGAGUGUUGUCUUCAUUGUGGUGAAUGAAUUCUGUGAGCGCUUUUCCUUUUUUGGCAUGAAAGCUGUGCUGACCCUGUAUUUCCUGUAUUUCCUGCACUGGAGCGAAGACACUUCCACAUCUGUAUACCAUGCCUUCAGCAGCCUCUGUUAUUUCACUCCCAUCCUGGGAGCAGCCAUGGCUGACUCAUGGUUGGGAAAAUUCAAGACAAUCAUCUAUCUCUCCAUGGUGUAUGUGCUUGGCCAUGCAAUCAAGUCCAUGGGUGCCUUACCAGUCCUGGGAGGAACCAUGUCACACACAGUCCUAUCAGUGGUCGGCCUGAGUCUAAUAGCUUUGGGGACAGGAGGUAUCAAACCCUGUGUGGCAGCUUUUGGUGGAGACCAGUUUGAAGAAAAACAUGCAGAGGAACGGACUAGAUACUUCUCAGUCUUCUACCUCUCCAUCAAUGCAGGGGGCUUGAUUUCUACAUUUGUCACACCCAUGCUGAGAGGAGAUGUGCAGUGUUUUGGGAAAGAUUGCUAUGCACUGGCUUUUGGAGUUCCAGGAUUGCUUAUGGUGAUAGCUCUUGUUGUGUUUGCAAUGGGAAGCAAAAUAUACAGAAAACCACCUCCUGAAGGAAACAUAGUGCCUCAAGUGGUCAAAUGUAUCUGGUUUGCCAUUUACAACUGUUUCAAGAAUCGUUCUGCGGACAUUCCAAAGCGAGAGCACUGGCUGGACUGGGCAGCUGAGAAAUACCCAAAGCAGCUCAUCAUGGAUGUGAAGGCACUGACCAGGGUACUAUUCCUUUAUAUCCCGUUACCCAUGUUCUGGGCUCUUUUGGAUCAGCAGGGCUCACGAUGGACCUUGCAAGCCACCAGGAUGAAUGGGAAUUUGGGGUUUUUUGUGCUUCAGCCUGACCAGAUGCAGGUGCUAAAUCCCUUUUUGGUUCUUAUCUUCAUCCCGCUGUUCGAUCUUGUCUUUUAUCCUCUGGUCUCCAGGUGUGGCGUUAACUUCACAUCACUUAGGAAAAUGGCUGUUGGUAUGAUCCUAGCGUGCCUGGCCUUUGCAGUUGCUGCUGCUGUAGAGAUAAAAAUUAAUGAAAUGGCCCCACCCCAGCCAGCUUCCCAAGAGAUUUCCCUGCAGGUCUUAAAUCUGGCAGAUGAUGAGGUGAAGGUAACAGUGCUGGGAGAUGGAAACAAUUCUCUGUUGGCAGAGUCCAUCAGAUCUUUUCAGAAAAUGCCACACUAUUCCAAACUCCACCUGAAGACCAAAAGCCAGAAUUUCCACUUCCAACUGAAAUAUCACAAUUUGUCUGUCUACACUGAGCAUUCUGUGGAGGAGAAAAACUGGUACACUCUGAUCAUUCGAGAAGAUGGGAAAAGUAUUUCUAGUGUGAUGGUGAAGGAUGAAGAAAACAAAACAACCAGUGGGAUGACAGCCAUGAGGUUUGUUAACACUUUGCAUGAAGAGGUCAACGUCUCCUUGGGUACAGAGACCUCCCUCAUUGUUGAUGAAGACUAUGGUGUGUCUGCUUACAGAACUGUGCAAAGAGGAGAAUAUCCUGCGGUGCAUUAUAGAACAAAAAAUGAGGACUUUUCACUGAAUUUGGGCCUAUUAGACUUUGGUGCAUUGUAUCUAUUUGUUAUUACUAAUACCACCAAUCAGGGUCCUCAGGCCUGGAAGAUGGAAUACAUCUCAGCCAACAAAAUGUCCAUCGCAUGGCAGCUACCACAAUAUGCCCUUGUUACAGCUGGGGAGGUCAUGUUCUCUGUCACAGGACUUGAAUUUUCUUAUUCUCAGGCUCCCACUAGCAUGAAGUCCGUACUCCAGGCAGCCUGGCUGUUGACAAUUGCAGUUGGGAACAUCAUUGUGCUUAUUGUGGCGCAGUUCAGCAGCCUGGUACAGUGGGCUGAAUUCAUUUUGUUUUCCUGCCUCCUGCUGGCGGUCUGCCUGAUCUUCUCCAUCAUGGGCUACUACUAUGUUCCUAUAAAGCCAGAGGCUAUUCAGGGGUCAGCAGAUAAGCAGACUCCGCAAAUCCAAGGAAACAUGAUCAACCUGGAGACCAAGAAGACAAAGCUCUAAUGGCUCCCUGGACUCUGCCCAGACCCCGGUUCCUGACUCUGGUCUUGGCCAUCACCACCUUCAAGCAUUUUUCACUCCGACUUGGUUAGAAGAGAGAAGUAGCAUCAUAUCUGAGAUGAUCUCCUCUAUUUUCCUCCCAUGCUAGAGGCAUUUCUAGGACUGGGUUUCUCAGUACAUUAAAGCAAGGCCCCCGAGACUCUAUGUCUUCCCAUCUGUCAGUGAACUCGCUACACCUUGUGUAGUGUUGCUAAAGCUGGCCUGCUAUCUCCAAAUGGCCAUGAAAAACACAAAUGUAUAAUUGAGAUUAGUGUCUGUGGUUAUCAAAGUUAUGUAGGAAUUCUUUCACCUGCCAUUUAGAACUGAUGACCCCACUUUUGGAAGUGCUG
Hippopotamus amphibius kiboko is the source of this 2609-nucleotide messenger RNA. Its product is annotated as solute carrier family 15 member 2-like. Gene Ontology annotation, cellular component: membrane. Lineage: Eukaryota; Metazoa; Chordata; Mammalia; Artiodactyla; Hippopotamidae. The record is from RefSeq and is a predicted model, not a curated record. The coding region runs from base 1 to 2223 and encodes 740 amino acids. The transcript has 22 exons. Gene Ontology annotation, molecular function: dipeptide transmembrane transporter activity. Gene Ontology annotation, biological process: oligopeptide transport; transmembrane transport.